Lepisosteus oculatus (spotted gar) is the source of this 3770-nucleotide messenger RNA. NCBI's taxonomy places the organism in Eukaryota, Metazoa, Chordata, Actinopteri, Semionotiformes, Lepisosteidae. The record is from RefSeq and is a predicted model, not a curated record.
GAACGAGAACCGUGCGCUUUGAGUGAGCGCGUUUGUGACCUUAAAGAGACUACAAUGUUCUGCGCCUCUUGUGGGUGUUCGUUUAACUACAGGAAGGUGCUGGCGCUUCAGUCAUGGAGCUGCUGGAGAGAAUGACAGCCGUGUUUGUCGUUUUGCUUUCCCACUCGCCUAUUUCUUUCCCUGCCGCUUAUCAGCUAAACAAUAUUUACUGCAAAAUAUACAACAGCUGUGACUGCGAUUUUCAACCAGACAUACAAGGACUGGAAUGGGACCUCUACCGCAAUCUGUACGGGCAGCACUUGGCGCAGGAGGUGGUUUCGGAGGCCGUGGCCGACUUCCUGGCCAAGGACAGGCCCGACCGGCCUCUGGUGCUGUCCUUCCAUGGCUCCUCGGGCACAGGCAAGACGAUGGUCAGCUCCAUGCUGGGCAAACACCUGUAUGGCACCACCAUGGGCAGCCCCUACAUCCACCAGUUCAUCCCCACCUUUCACUUCCCAUCCGCAGAGCAAGUGCAGCACUACAAGGUACUGUAUUACCUCACCUGUGGCUUCUACCAUUCUAAAAUCAUCCCCGAGAAGCUGAUCACCCGCUUCGUGCCCUUCCUGCCCCUGAGCCGGCUGCACGUGGAGCGCUGCGCCCGGCGGGAGCUGUGCCAGCGCGGGAUGUGCCACCGGCGGGACGUGAUCCGGGCCGUCUCGGGGGCCGUGCCCUACUUCCCGGCGGCCGAGCAGAUCUUCUCCCAGACCGGCUGCAAGACCGUGCCGCCCAAGAUCAACCUCUUCCUCUGAGGGCGUGGGGGGGGGGGGGGGGGUUGGGGAGACGAGCUGCCUUCAGCGACUGCCCCUCGUUAUCCUGGACCUCUGGGCAGACGUGUGAGACCGUGCCCGGCUCUGGCUGGUGUUGCGGGCAAGCUGCGGCUCUUUCGGGGGCUCUCCUGCACGUUCUGCAGGCUUGCAAAGAGACAGGGCUCCUGCCACCCGAAGGACUUUCAAAGAGUGACAACUGUUGUGUAUUCGGGUGAUCUAAAGAGCCCAAGGGAAUCUUAGAAUCCCUAACCAGGAGCACGGUUAUUCAUUUGUUCACCCACCAAGGCUGUAGGCCGUAGUUCGGGUUCUGGUGCACUGCUCGUUGAGGGUUAAUCACAACCAGUGAAGCCGUACCCUGCUGGCAGAUGUCUUGCUCCUGUUCCAGGGGGAUCUGUGCUGAAGCCCUCAAUACUCAAAGGCUCUUGAGUACAGGUCCUUCUCGGCUUAACUAUACUCCUGCCGUUACCAACGGGGAUGGGGGGGGACAGUUUAGUGUUCGGUCUGACAAGCGGUAGCUGUUCUGAAUCCUGUUUGUGUAUGAACCGUCCUCGGGGGGCAAAGUGUAGGAGUCCCCUUUGACCUCAAGAAGGUGUUACCGAAGGGAGAGGGCCGUGGCUGCUUUGGCUAUGUGAUCAGGCUGCCCUGUGUUCAGAGGUUCCCCUGGUUACACUAAGACCCGUCCAACGAGUGCAGUGGACUGCCCCAAAAGGGGGUUGACUCCAGUCUCCUGCUGCAUCUACAGCACCAGCCCCUGCUCUUACUGGAUGCCGAUAACGCUGACCGCUAUUUGGCUUAAGCAGUCCUCAGAUCAGGAGGGCCUUAGGAAGCUGGUCUCUGGUAGACAGAACUUGGAGAAACGCAGACCCGCGACACGCGCUCGGCCUUUCUUACAUGCUGCUACGCAAAAUAUCGAACGGGGAGACCCAACAGCACAGAAGAGAAGGGAGUGUUGUCCGGUCCUGACGCUGGCGCACCAGUGUGUCUGUGGGUCUUGGGAGGAAGGAGGAAGUUUCCAGCCCACGCACUGUGAAAAGGCUAGGCCUACUCGAGGUUCGUUUUCAGAUUUGGGGGGUGUAGUUCGAUUGAUGCCAUGUGUGGAAACACCAGCAGAACCCAACACCUCCGUUUUUGAGAAUUGCAUUCUCUUGCUCCGGUCAGCAGAUGGCACCAUUGUCAAAUAAGUGGGCCCAACAGCCAGAAGGAAAGACUGAAGCAGUGCUGAUGGAAAUGGAGUUCUCUGGACUGCAUGCCUUUUUAAUAUUUCCUUUCCUUUUGCAAAAAGGGAUUUUAUUUAUUUUAAAUUGGAAUGGAUUUUAAAAGCCUCACGUGGGAUCCCAUCGGUUUCGUUUCUGUGCUUUAAACUAGGAUGCCACAGCUGGGCUUGAGCCUAGAUUCAGUAGGUCUGCGACAUUGCUCCUGGCACAGGCAGUGAAGAUACACCAGGCCCAGAGUGGAUGAGCUCGCCCCUCUGAUUUUCAUCGGCCUUCGGGUUUUCCGACCCCUUCAUUUCCGAGGGGGUUUUUGUGCCUGCAAAACAGGACAAGGUUCGCGAUGUGGCCUCCCACUGUGUGGUCGGAUCGCGUCUUCAGCCCGUCUCCCAUUUUGUUAAAUGGAAAAAAAUCGGAUCUCGUGGUGUUUUCUGUUUUAAAAAAAACUGGAACCGUUUUGGGAAACGAAAACUCAGGCCACAAAUACGGUACGCAAUCUCUGAACUCAGUUGCCAGAUCCAGAGGGGUUGGGUCUGAUGACAAACCUGCAGUGUGCUAGGGCUUAUAUUUUGUGGCCCUGAGCCCAAAGUGAAACACAUCUGACUAAAAUCAAGUAUUGAAACGCUACAGAGUGUUUUUUUUUUAUUUAAACAAAUAGCUCACUUGCUUAUUUUCAUGUCAGAUUUCUCUGAGCCACAUGAGCUGCCUCUUGCUGUACAAUUGUUAUACAAUUGAUCAUCAGAGCUACUGCCCAUGUACAUCCGUGUAAUACUGUAUAGUACUGUAUGUCUUAAUGUGUGUGUUGCGUGUAUGAGCGCUUCUGUGAUUUUUUUUUUAGGAGAGCGUGCACUGUAGUCUUCCCAGACACUGAGGCCUGGGAAUGUAGAAGGGGCUAAAUUGUUCCCAUCGGCUGUUGCAGAUCCCACCCUCUCGCGGGCGUCUGAGCGUGCUCGGUGUGCCAGUGGGCGUGCGCGGCAGGAGAAGCUGUCUGGAGGGAGUGAGUGGGCACGGGGAGGGGGGGGGCGGGGUGUGUGCCCAGCCAGAUGUGCGGGCCAGCUGCAUGCCAGCGUACAAGACUCCCUUGUAGCUCGUGGUUUAACUGUAUCGUCCUGUGCCUUCCUGCUGUUUAUUAUAGCAGAGCACACGCGUGUGAGAAUAAAAAGCUGCAAUAUAGCAGGGUUUUUUUUCCCCUCUCGUAGUUGAUUAAUUAAUUGGCCCAGUGACCUCAUGUGUCCGUUCUUAGUUGGUGUCGGGGUUUUUUUUAGGCUGAUAAGGUUUAUUUGAUUUUCUCCUCCUACGCCAAAGCGUUCCAGCAGGAAAGGUUGUCCUGGCUGAAGGUGAGGAGGCAAAGUGGGUAUCUUUAGUCCCUGAACAAUGUUGUCCCAACACUUUUGUCCUAACCCUAACCCAACACAAUGUGUCCCACGCACCUUCUUCUUUUAGAUAAAAGAAUCUGAAAAACCGCAGCGAACAAUCGUACUUGUUCACUGCAGCAAAUAAAACAGGUAACCCCCCCCCGAAAAAAUGAAAAUCCCAGUUUCCAAUUGCAUUUUUGCUCUAGUAACCCGUAUGAAGGAUGUUUCUUUUUUGGAAGUCAAGCCCAUUCUUGUAUUCCUAUGCUAUUUGUUUUAUUUGGACAACCAGUAUUCAUUCCUCCUCAUAUUGGGUCCAAAUGCCUUUGUGUGCCAUAUCCCAUUGGCCAUCAGUGGUGUACAGUGCAUCGUGAAAUAAAACAGCGCAUUUCAUAAAUCUGAAA